Messenger RNA from Felis catus (domestic cat), 579 nucleotides. It is a transcript of the gene IL-29, whose product is annotated as interleukin 29. The record is from RefSeq and is marked provisional. Gene Ontology annotation, molecular function: cytokine activity. NCBI's taxonomy places the organism in Eukaryota, Metazoa, Chordata, Mammalia, Carnivora, Felidae. Gene Ontology annotation, biological process: cell surface receptor signaling pathway via JAK-STAT; positive regulation of immune response; innate immune response.
AUGGCUCCAGCUUGGGUUGUGGUGCUGGUGACCGCGGUGCUGGGCUUGACCAGCGCGGGUCCUGUCCCCACUUCCAGGCCCCCCCCAACCAGGAGGGGCUGCCACGUGGGCAAGUUCCCAUCUCUGUCGCCGAGGGAGCUAGAAGCCUUCAAGAAGGCCAGGGACGCCUUAGAAGAGUCACUCCCGCUGAAGAACUGGAGCUGUGGCUCUCGCCUCUUCCCCAGGACCAGGGACCUGAUUCGACUGCAGGCCUGGGAGCGCCCUGCGGCCUUGGAGGCUGAACUAGACUUGACGCUGAAGGUCCUGGGGAACAUGACCGACUCAUCCCUGGGCGUCGUCCUGGACCAGCCCCUUCGUGUGCUGCGCCACAUCCACUCCGAGCUCCAGGCCUGUGUCCGGGCUCAGGCAGGACCCACGGCAGGACCCAGACCCCGCGGCCGCCUGCACCACUGGCUGCACCGGCUCCAGAGGGCCCCAGAGGAGUCCCAGGGAUGCCUCGAGGCCUCCGUCACGUUCAACCUCUUCCGCCUCCUCACGCGGGACCUGAAGUGUGUCACCGGUGGAGACCUGUGCGUCUGA